Molecule: messenger RNA, 1099 nt
Organism: Nipponia nippon (crested ibis)
Lineage: Eukaryota; Metazoa; Chordata; Aves; Pelecaniformes; Threskiornithidae
Source: RefSeq, a predicted model, not a curated record
AUGGAGGAGAGUGUUGUGUUAAAGAUCAUUAAACAUUACCAAGAAGAAGGACAGGGGAAUGAAGUGGUCCAGGGAGUGCUGCUGGGUCUUGUGGUGGACGACAGACUUGAAAUUACGAAUUGCUUCCCUUUUCCUCAGCAUACAGAAGAUGAUGCAGACUUCGAUGAAGUUCAAUACCAGAUGGAAAUGAUGCGAAGCCUUCGCCACGUAAACAUUGAUCAUCUUCAUGUUGGCUGGUACCAGUCCACAUACUAUGGCUCUUUUGUCACUCGUGCCCUCCUGGACUCCCAGUUCAGUUACCAGCACGCAAUUGAGGAGUCUGUAGUUCUCAUUUACGAUCCCAUUAAGACUGCCCAAGGGUCUCUGUCACUAAAGGCAUAUAGGCUGACUCCCAAACUGAUGGAAGUUUGCAAAGAAAAAGACUUCUCUCCAGAAGCCUUGAAAAAAGCAAAUAUUGCUUAUGAAAACAUGUUUGAAGAAGUGCCCAUUGUAAUUAAGAAUUCAUACCUGAUCAAUGUGAUGUUGUGGGAACUGGAAAAGAAAUCCGCAGUAGCCGAUAGACAUGAAUUGCUCAGUCUGGCUAGCAGUAAUCACCUAGGGAAGAGUCUGCAGCUGCUGAUGGACAGAGUGGAUGAGAUGAGCCAAGACAUUGUUAAAUACAAUACCUACUUGAGGAAUGUGAGCAAACAGCAGCAGCAGAAACACCAGUACCAGCAGAGACGUCAGCAAGAAAAUAUACAGCGUCAAAGCCGAGGAGAAGCCCCUCUUCCUGAGGAGGACAUCAAUAAACUUUUCAAACCACCGCAGCCACCUCCAAGAAUGGAGUCACUCCUUAUUGCAGGUCAAAUUAAUACCUACUGCCAGAAUAUUAAGGAGUUCAAUGCACAGAACCUGGGCAAGCUUUUCAUGGCUCAGGCUCUCCAAGAUUACAACAACUGAAGAAAUUUUGCUGUAGCCCUCAACAGGAAGACUUUCAGUUCUAUACUGUUCAUGAUCCUCUUGAAAAUUUAGUAUAUUGGAAAGAGAGUCUUGUAAAACAGUGUCACCUUGGUUUGUGUAGAAUUCUCCUGUAAGAAAAAUAAAGGCAAAUUUUAACGAU